ACUGGCUACUGAGCUGACUGACUGCCUGGAUGGUUGGCUCCCCCUCUCACUGGACACUCACAGGCAGUUAACUCGCGCACUGCGUGAGCUCCGCUGAAGCUGGGCUGGAGGGAGACAUUGGGCUGCUCAGGCUUUGGAAAGUGGGAUAUCUGCUAGGUUUCUCUCUAUCUGUCUGGUUUGGUGGAUUAUUAGAUGAGAGCAGAGGAAAUCUAUAACUCUCUCCCAUCCAGCACUGACCACCAGCACCACUGUGCUGCAUCCAUGACUUUACAUACCUGGCUGGUGUAUGGGCUUGGAUUUAUCUUGGUUUGGGGUCUCUGCUUUAAACAGGUCCAGGGGCUGCAGUGCUAUGGCUGCAACAUCAUCCAGGGCCAGAAGUAUGUGGACGUGGGCUGCUCCAACCCAGAAGUCAUCACCUGCACCCACUCACACAAAGGCUUCAAACACCGCUUCUGCAUUAAGACAGAGAGCACGGCCCUGGGUAUCGUCCUGACCAGCGGUUGUGCCACAUCCAGACAUUGCCAGCAACAUGAGCUUCCAGGGGUGCGCAUCCACUGCUGUGACUCGGACCUAUGUAACAGUGCCCCCUCCUGGUAUCCAGGCACACUCCAGUACAUCUGUGCACUGCUCAGCCUCUUGCUGCAGAGGAUGUGGUUGUGAUAUGGAGUCAAACUGGAGAGGAGCAUGCCCUCUGACAGCAGUGUGGACUAUGAGACAAACAACAGCUUCCAUCUUGACUCUUAGCUGCUCAUGUAAAGGGAUAAAUUACAGUUUUUCUCAGUGUGGUGACGUGCACCUUGAAAUUGUAGCUCUUGUCACAUUGUUAGCUUGGACUUACAGUGUGAAUAUGUUUGAUCAAAAAUAAUGGGAAAGCAGCAUACAGUAAUCCGUGAAUUUAUUGUGCACAUCCACUCACUCACAUGUAGAUGAAGUACAAGGAUAUUGGACACGUGUUACCAUGAAAGAAAAAUAUCUUUGUUAGUUUUCAGACAUAAGAUCAGCAAGAUACUCACCAAUGUUUUUACUAAAGGCUUUCAUCCACCUGUACUCUAAGGCAUACAUCAAUGUUCAUCUUCUUUUUUCAAGAUCAAAUAUUUAUGUGCAGUAGAUUCUUUUAAGUUUGCAAAAAAUAUUUUUUUAGUUCGCUGUCCAGUUCUCCAGGCUAAGCUUGGGAAAGCACACUGCAUGUGGUUCUAUGUAGAAUUGUAAGAAAUAUUGUACAGUGAAAGCAUGUCAUGUUGUGAAUUACUGUAUUAAAAUGUUUCAUAUAUUUCAAAAGAAAAAA
Gymnodraco acuticeps is the source of this 1285-nucleotide messenger RNA. RefSeq lists its product as uncharacterized. The transcript has 3 exons. The record is from RefSeq and is a predicted model, not a curated record. Lineage: Eukaryota; Metazoa; Chordata; Actinopteri; Perciformes; Bathydraconidae. Bases 193 to 660 code for a protein of 155 amino acids.